UACAGCCCGCCUCCCGCCGCGGAGGUGCCUGGUGAAGUCUUGGCUUGUGCACCCAGGGUUGCAGGGGGUUAGGGGCCCAGGAAGUCGGGGACACCGCGCUGUGCUGCCGUGUCCGCACCCUCGUCCGUCAACAGCAAGACUGCUCGAGACCAGGGUGUCCUUUUUCCUUUCCCUUGUCAUCUCCCUGUCCCUGGCCCAACAUGAUACUGACCAAAGCCCAGUACGACGAGAUAGCCCAGUGCCUAGUGUCUGUACCGCCUACCAGGCAGAGCCUGAGGAAGCUGAAGCAGAGGUUCCCCAGUCAAUCGCAGGCCACUCUGCUGAGCAUCUUCUCCCAGGAGUACCAGAAACAUAUUAAGAGAACACAUGCCAAGCAUCAUACUUCAGAAGCGAUUGAAAGUUAUUACCAGAGGUAUCUGAAUGGAGUGGAGGAAAAUGGAGCUGCCCCAGUGCUCCUGGAGCUAGCCAAUGAGGUGGAGUAUGCACCCUCAUUAAUGGCCCGGAUCAUACUGGAAAGGUUUCUGCAAGAGCAUGAGGAAGCUCCAC
Odocoileus virginianus texanus is the source of this 546-nucleotide messenger RNA. Lineage: Eukaryota; Metazoa; Chordata; Mammalia; Artiodactyla; Cervidae. The record is from RefSeq and is a predicted model, not a curated record.